AUGGCCUCCGACAAGAAGGAUGCCUCGUUUCUGCGUAAACAACUCCCGGCUCUGCGGACCACCGACGCUCCCAUGCCCAACGUAUCCCCCUCGCGGUCUCGAACAGACCCUCCAGCUCCCGAACAGCAGCAUCACGAUAAAUCACACCUUCAUAGACGACUGCAUUCGAAUAGUAUUCGUCAUCGCGCGUUUACGGGCUCCAAGGAUCAUCAUCACCGGCAUAAGGCGAAGGAGACAGUUCAGUCGGCGAUAGAGCUCAAACCUCCCAUUAGCUUUGAUACUCUCCUUCGACGAGACAAAAAGAGCCCGGAUCUUAGUUCAAGAGGUGGUACGAAUGACAGGCCUCAUCAACCGCAGCAGGAUAAUGCAGCCAAUUGGGCAGCACAGCAUGCCAUUCAGACUCCAAAGAGAAAGGUCAGGCCGAUAGACGUGAAGCGGGUUAGAGAUCAAAAUGAGCAGCGCGAGGAAGAGCUCCGGGAGAGUCUCAAAACCGUCGAAGAAGCAGCCAUGAGCAGCACCCGUCAACUCGACGACACCUACUACUCGAUCCUCGAGAAAGCCUCCAUCCUCCGCUCCACGGUCGCCAGCCUCUCCCAACUCACCGACGAGUCCCGCCGCCUGCACGCAUCCUUCACCACCGACACCUCACAGCUCGUGUCGGAAACGAAACGCAACCUCAACGCCUUCGGCAACUUCGCCGGCCAGGAAUCCACCAUCAACACCCUCGUCGCCCACCUCAAGUCCUCCAAAGACCACACCAACGCGCUCAACGCGCGCCUCGAGGCCGCGCGGAACCGCAUCGAGGCGUACGAGAAGCGCGAGAAGGAGAAGCAGAAGAAGCGGAGGAAGAAUUGGUGGAUCGUGUGGGGGGUGCUGUUGGGGUUUGUGAUGUUGGUGUUGGGGGUGUGGACGGCGAAGCAUCGCAGUACGGUCGGGACGAGGAUCCAUCAUGUCGCGAAAGUGUUGGAUGAGUUUGGGAAUGAGAUUGCGAGUCCGAUUACGGCGGUGUUGAGGCCGACGAGUAGUCCCAGGGAGAAUGUGGCGCUGAAUCGGUUGUUUGAUGAGUUGUGA
Messenger RNA from Zasmidium cellare ATCC 36951, 1071 nucleotides. RefSeq lists its product as uncharacterized. Lineage: Eukaryota; Fungi; Ascomycota; Dothideomycetes; Mycosphaerellales; Mycosphaerellaceae. The transcript has a single exon. The record is from RefSeq and is a predicted model, not a curated record. The coding region runs from base 1 to 1071 and encodes 356 amino acids.